AUGAUGCUCCAAACCAAUGUUGAUGAUUCCAUCAUUCAAGCCUUCCAAAGCAUGAAGAUGGGUAAAGGUUCCUACAAGGAUCACAAAAUGCUCGUUCUUGAAAUGAAGGAAAAGGGAAUGCAAAUCGAUGAAGAACUCUCCAAUGCAACCUCCUUGGAAGAAUUAUCUGAAAAACUUCCCAAUGACCAUACUCGUUACAUUUGCUAUCAUUUGCAUUUCGAGAAACCUGCUUCUUCAAGUUUACCUGAUACUGCCUCUGAAGGUUUGAGAAGUAAGAUUAUCUUUAUCGUUUGGUGUCCAAGUAAAGUGUCAGUGAAAGAGAAAUUCCAAGUCGCUGCAACCAGUAAGACAGUCAAGGACAAGUUGAAUGGAAUCUUUGUGACUCAUCAUGCUUCUUCAAAGAAUGAUCUUGAAGAGGGACCCAUGAUUGAGAGAUGUUUGGCUAUUAUGAAAGAACACACUAAACAUUCUUGA
Molecule: messenger RNA, 474 nt
Organism: Naegleria lovaniensis
Lineage: Eukaryota; Heterolobosea; Eutetramitea; Acrasida; Naegleriidae
Exons: 1
Coding region: 1-474 (157 amino acids)
Biological process (GO): actin filament severing; actin filament depolymerization; cell motility
Cellular component (GO): actin cortical patch; cytoplasm; actin cytoskeleton
Molecular function (GO): actin filament binding
Source: RefSeq, a predicted model, not a curated record